This is a messenger RNA of Chironomus riparius, 9676 nucleotides long. NCBI's taxonomy places the organism in Eukaryota, Metazoa, Arthropoda, Insecta, Diptera, Chironomidae. The record is from the annotation of a GenBank genome assembly.
UUUGAUAUUUGUUUGCAAACAACUAUGUUGCUAAGCAACAUAGAAUUAUAACAUUAAUAAAAUUGAUGAGAAACAUACGAUUAAUUACUUAAAAUUAAACAUUAGAAGAUGUCUGCAACCUCACCGAAGAAACAAGGAUGGAUGGAUGAAUUUAAGAAAUCGUCUAGUAAGAAAAAUGUUUUUGAAAAUAUAGAAAAAGAUCGGUUCCUAAAUUCAUUGGAUAACACUAAUGAAAUUGAAAUCCCCGAAAUCGAUGAUGUUGAAAUGGAUGAAAAAAUUAAUGAGCCGGUUCAGAAUAAAAGCGCUUAUAAGAAGGAACUGAAUGUUGAGAUUUUAAAAAGCAGCAGCAUUAGUUUUGAUGAUAAAGUUGACUUGACAAUUUUACUUGAAGUUCUUGAAAAUGAGAGUGAUAUAGAAGAAAAAGACGAUGUUUGGAGUUGGAAUCAACUAUUUACGAAAGUAACAGCUGAAAUUGCAGAUGAGAAAUAAAAUCAAAAAAUUGCAAAAAAUAUUUAUGACUUAAUUACUUUAUUUUUAAAAAUAACCAAAAUAACAUCAAUAAAUUAUCACUUUUUAAAUUUCUAGCUUUUUAAUUAUUUUGAAAGUGAAUAUUAUUUUCAUCAUCUAUUACUACUCCUUCUGUAAUUUUUUCCUCCGAUUUAUCGCUGCGUUCAUUAUUCUUUGGCAUUAAUCCAUCAUCACCUACUUUAUCAAUGAUUUUGCAUACAAGUGGGCUUUCCACUCCCAAUACAUAAUUACAAACUGUUGGUUCCAACAAGUAUAGUGAGACCUGUGAUGCUGAUUGUGAGUUUUCCAAACAUUUUAAUAUAACUUCAACUUGUCUGAAUUUUCCAGUCUUAUCACAGACACUACCUUUUGAAUAUAAGUUUGUAAUUUGCUUUCUUUGAGUCUUUGCUUUUGGUCUUUUUUCUGGAUGUGUGUUGAGAAAAUCUUGAUGCAUGCUUUCAUCAAACGUUCCCAACAUAAUUGUGGUUUUUCCACCAAAUUUGUCAACAUGAUAUUGUUUAACAUAUUUUCCAUAACAAAAUUCAUAUUUCCACCAACCAGUUCCUCCAGUUAAGCAUGUUUUACCUGACAAGAAACUUUCGACUAUUGAUGUGUCUUCUGGCGUUGUAGAAAAUUGAGAAUAUGGCUUUUUUGUCUUUUCUCCACUCUCAAUCUUUCCAAAAAUGUCUUCAAUUUGUUUAGCACUUACAUCUUCAACGAGCUCCAUUGUGAGCUUUCCAUCCUUUGAUUUUAAAAAAAAUAUGAAUGAAUUUAAUGUUUUAAUAGUGAAAAUUCUAUUAAAUAAAAAUAGCGUGAGUAAAAACAAGCAAUUCUACAAAAUAAAACUUCCUACCUUUGAGUCUAACUUAAACACUGCUAUAGCUUCUUUAAGACCCUUAUUUACAUCCUAAUUAAUUUGUGAAAACAAAAUAGUUUAACUAAAAUAUAUCAAGCACCUUUUUAAGGAAUAAAUAAUAAGGAGCAAUCUAUCACAAAACAAUCUAAAUAAACAAACGGAAAAGUGACACAAUAAAUUUUUCACUAACCAUCAAUUUUUGAUAGCGAAGCUUCAUACUUUCAACUUCCAUUCCCAAAAGACUUUUAGGUUUCUUCGGGGAAUUCUCGAGCGGGAUACAAUUAAUAGCAUUUUCAGUCGUUUCCUGGAUCUUAUAUUUGGGAUGAAGGCAUAAUGUAGGAGUCAAGACAACAAUCUCAUAGUUGCAAGUUGAUGUUUCUUUUAAUGAAUAUAUUUCAUUUUUACCGUGUGCAUAACAGACAUACAGAACUCUUGUGAUUCUCGGUUCAUUAUUUAAAUCACAGAGAGUACCAUCAAUCAUCUCAACUUCAAAAUAUGGUAAAUUUAAGCCAUCAAUUUUUUUGUAUUUUAAUUUUUCAUCUCUAUUCGCUUCCAAUUUUUUCCUUAACUCCUCAGUCAACAAUUUAUUCCAUUUACCUAGAUAAUAUUCCUGAAGCUUUGUUGUCUUUCCAUCACGCUCUUCAUGAUACUGUUUAAUGUAAUUUCCAUGGCAUAUUUCAUAAGUCCAAUAUGAUUCGAUUCUAUAGGAACAGACAUCGCCUUUAAACAAAGGUUCUAAAUAAUCUAAAACUGAUGUUUCCAAUGUAGUUUUCUCUAAUUCACCAUUUUUGUUUGCUAAUUUUGGUAAAUGACAUUGAUAUUUUUCAUUUAUAUGUGUAGUCACCAAAGUCGAUUCCUCUUCAUUUGUUAAUAACUAAGAUAUUAUCAGAUUAUAUAUUACGUUUGUGUUUAUAAUAAAAUUAAGUAACUUACAAAAUUAUUUCCAGGAAAAUUUAAUGAAAAUAAAAUAUUAUCAUCAAAUCCCUUAAAAUCAUUACCAAAAACUUGUUGUGUAGAAGAAAUGACUAAUGCUAAUACAUAUCCGAUGAUGUGGUAUUUUUUCAUCUCAAUAAAACCUUUAAAAGGCAAAGGAACUUCCUCAAUUAAUUAAAUUUUCAAACAAAAAAUCCACGCAAGAUAAAAACAAACUUGAAAGGUUGCACGUAAAAAUAAAAGCCUCUUUAAUUCAAAAAAUCGUUAUUUUUUUAAAUCAAAAAAAGUUUCAAAUUGAAUGUUUUGUUUAAAAAGUGAGGUUUAUUAAGAAACUUAAAUUAACUAGAUAUUACGUGUUAUUUGAAUAUUAAUUAUCAUUACCUAGACACAUUGUGGUGUAAUUAACAGCUAGAAAAUCAAUGUUACUGAAAAAAUGACUUCUAAUAAUAUAAAAGUUUCGAUUAAAAUUCGACCGCUAAUUCAACGAGAAAAAAAUGACAAUCUUCCUUCAUUAUGGUCAUUAAUUGAUGAAAAUACUAUUAAGUCUAAUAAUAAAGAAUACAAGCUUAGUUUUGAUCACAUAUUUGAAGAAAACAGGAAGACUGAAGAGAUAUUCAAUAUAGUUGCUAAGCCGAUCGUUGAAAAUGCUGUGAAAGGAAUUAAUGGAACAAUUUUUGCUUAUGGACAAACUUCGUCUGGAAAGACCUAUUGCAUGAUGGGAACUGAAGAGGAGCCUGGAAUUAUUCCACUGACUGUAAAUGAGAUCUUUAGGCAAAUAGAAUUGACCGAAGACCGUGAAUUUUUAAUUCGUGUUGGCUACAUUGAAAUUUAUAAUGAGAAAAUAUACGAUCUUCUGCUGGAAAAUAAGGCCGAAAUUUGUAAGGUCCACGAAACAUCUGGAGAAGUGGUUGUGAAUCAGACGGAGAUAGUUACAUCGUCUAUCCAACAUAUUUUGGAAAGUUAUGAUAAAGGAAAUAAGGGAAGAAGAGUGGGCGAAACAUGCAUGAAUGAACGGUCUAGCAGAUCACAUACUCUUUUUAAAAUUAUAAUCGAAUCGCAUGAGAAUGGAAGUAAAGAUGGUGUUUUUCAAGUUUCAACAUUAAAUUUAGUUGAUCUUGCUGGUUCGGAACGAGUUGAUCAAACAAAAGCAACAGGAGAACGAUUGCGAGAAGGGGGCCAUAUAAAUAAGAGCUUACUAUCUCUUAGUAAAGUCAUUCGAGAACUGAGUGAUUUGAAUGAUGAAAAAUCCAAAAAUACUGAUGGUAUCAAAUACAUCAAUUAUCGAGAUUCAAAAUUAACAAGAAUACUAUCUGCUAGUCUUGGUGGUAACGCAAUGACGGCCAUAAUUUGCACAAUUACGCCUGUCGCUUUAGAAGAGACAUAUUCUACCUUAAUGUUUGCAAGCAAUGCGAAAAAAAUCAAGAAUCAGCCAAAGGUUAAUGAGACGGUUUCCGAUAAAGUUAUUAUGACUCGAUUGCAAAAAGAAAUAUCUGAAUUAAAGGGUAAAUUGGAAGAAGAAAGAUCUAAGAACUCUGAAGUGUCCAAAAUUCAAAAAUUAAUAUCUCAAAUUUUUGAUCGAGAAAGUCAAAUCAUUCACUUUCAACCAGGAAAAAUUUCAAAGUCAGUUGAUGCUAAUCGUCGACGAACAUGGAUGUGUCCUACAACACUUGACAAGACUACUGAAGAAAUGCAUCCUUUAGCAAAGAAUAAUUUGAUGGCACCGCCACCUUUUAUAUUAAAACAAAAUUCAGUAUCUCCAAAUCCUGAAGAAAUCUUUUCCUCUAGUGAUGACUUCCUCUCAAAUGAAAUUUUUCAAUCUCCAGAUAAAAUACAGUUUGAAAAGCAGAUGAUUUUUUCUAGUUCAAGAAGAAAUACUUUAAGAAAUUUUUCGCCAAGUCAAAUUCGUACUCCUAGAAGUCUAAAAACCAUUGUUGAGGUAGAUUCGCCGCAAAUUGGGAAACCUAAAAGUAUUAAUGAUGAAAAUGGAAUUUUAAAGGCUCGUAUAAGAUAUCUGGAAAAUGAAUUGGAAGAGUUACAGGAUUUCAAAACGCUUGAAGAAAACAUAAUGUCAUCAAUUAGUACCGACGACAUAAAAAUUUUAGAAGAAAAUUUUGAGCGUACAAAACAACAAUUAUUUGAAAGUGAACAAAAAGUUGAUAUGCUUGAAAAUGAUAUGAUGGAUAAAAUGAUUGAGAUUGAAAAUUUAAAGGAUUUGAAGGAAAAGUUUGAUUCCAUGACAGUGGAAUUAAACGAAGCUAAUCAGAAAAAACAAAAUGCGGAAAAUAUUCUUGAAAGUGUAAAAUAUGAAUAUGAACAGGCACAAAUUAAGUUUAAAAAUCGUGAAAAAGACUUGAUUAAUUUAUUGGAGGAAGCGAGGACUGAAUCUACAGAAAAUGACAAAGUCUUAAAGGAAAAAAUUAAAAAUCUCGAACAGAUUCUUCGUAAGACCGAAGAAGAUCUUCAUGCAUUAGAGACACAGAAAAUGGCCAAUCAAACUGAAAAGAUGACUGACUCUGGUAAGUUAACAGACAUGAAAAAUAACAUAAAAGAUUUAGAAAUUAAAUUAGAGUUGGCAAUAAAAGAAAGAGAAAGAUCAGUGCAAGCAUUAAACGACAAAAAUAGUGAAUUAGAAACUUUGUCAGACCAAAUAGUUGAAUCUGUUCAGGAAAUCGAUAGUCUUGAAGAUCGUCUUAAAAAAAUGGAUGAGUUAUUAAAACUGAAGGAUAAUGAGUUUGGAGAACUUACUUUAAAAUUAACAGACCUCGAGAAAAUUUCUAAUCGCUAUCAAAAGAUCCAAAAAAUUAUUGCCACUGAAGAGACAGUUCCUGAAUUUGUUUGCGAUGACAAUGACGACACGUAUAAAUGUAUUGCUGAAUUAAAGCAAACUGCAAAUAAAACUGAGUCUUUAGUAAUGGAAAAUAAGCUCCUAAUUAGUCAGAUUGCCGAAAAUAAUCGCAUAAAUGAAGAAGUUGAGAAUCUAAGAAAACAAAUAUCUGAACUGGAAGAUUCAAUCCAAAACAAAAAUACUGAAAACGAAAAACUUUUGGAGCAUGAAAAUAUGACUAAUAGACUCGAGAAAAUACAAAAUUUAUUACUAAGCGAAGAACCGUCAAUGAAUGAUGACGAUAAUGAUGAUAUAUGCAAGCUUAUUAUUAAGCUACAUAAAAAUUCGAUAAGUUUGGGUGCAAAUAAUUUAAAUAUUUUAGAUCAAAUCAAUGAAAAUCAAGAUUCAAGUACGGAUAUUGAAAAUUUAAAAAAGAAAAUAACUGAUUUGGAAGAAGAAGUAAAAUUGAGAGAAAGCCAAAAGGAAUGUCUGCAAUCAAAAUUAUUAGAACUAGAGAAUAUAGCUUGUCAUUAUCAAAAAGUACGAGAUUCAUUACAAUCAACUGAAGAACCAUUAUUAGAAAAUAGUGAUGUAAUUAAACAGAUAUCUGAUUUACAUAGAAUGGCAAGUAGGACGGAACUGCUAGAGAAUGAAAAAGCUCAAUUAUUAAAUGAAAUUGCUGAAAUACGUCAGUCCGCAGAGAUUUUAACAGAAAAAUUACAAAAUCAAACUCUAUCUGAGGCCGAGUAUCAGCUACGCGAAAAAAUUGAUGCUUUAGAAGUGGAAUUAAAGGAAGCAAACGAGCGGUUUGACGAGCAAAUUGUAAAGAAUAAUGACAUUGAAUCUAAUAAUUUGGAUCUCCAAAUUAAGAUUGAGGAAGUUCUGGAAGAAAAGGAAAAUUUACUAUCUCAGCUUGAGGAAUUUAAAAGUAAAAAUGAAGUAUCUGCAUGCACUAAUUGUGAUAAAAUUCAGGACAUGUUGAAUGAUUCUACCAAUAAAAUUCAUGCAUACGAAAUCGAAAUUUCACAAUUAACUUCCAAACUCGAUGAAGCAAAUAUUCAGAACACAGAGCUUCUCAAAUCCAAUAAGAAUCAUACCGACCAGAUACUUAAUAUUGAAGCAGAAUUAAAAGAAGUAAAGGAACAGUCUAAUGAACGUGCCAGUCAUGAAAAUAAUAAUUAUUCGAAGGAUACAACAAUAAUUGAUUUCCAACAGAAAUAUGAAGAGGUCCUUAAAGAAAAAGAUGAUUUGAUUGUAAAAGUUGUAAUGUUAGAUGGAGAUGUUAAGUUCAAAACUAAUGAGCUUACAAAACUUCAUGAUCAGCUGGAUGAAAAUGUUAAGAGAAUCCAAGAAUUUGAGAAUGAAAUAUACAAAUUAUCCCUUAAACUUGAUGAUGCCAAAAUCGAAACAGCCAAAGAGAUGGAAUCAAAAGCAGAUUUGCAAGCCAAAGUAGAUGAAGUUAACGAAAGUUCUUUGGCUGUGAUCGAGCAAUUGAAUUUUGAUUUACUUUCAAAAACUAAUGAGAUUUGUGAAUUAGAAGUUCAGCUGAGUGAGAAAACAAAGAAAAUCACUGAAUGUGAGACUGAAAUCGCACAGCUUAAUUCUAAAUACUCGACAGGAACUGAGUCAAGUUCUGACUUGCACACACAGAUGGAAGAGAUUAUUCAAGUAAGGGAAAGUUUGUUGACUCAAGUUGAGCAGUUGAAGGAAAUUAUCGGAUCUAAAGACAGUGAACUUGUCGUGCUCAAAGAACAAAUGGAUGUAUUAGCCAAGAAAAAUGAUCGGUGUGAAGAAGAAAUCGCACAGCUCAGUUCUAAAUCCUCGACAGCAACUGAGUCAAGUUCUGACUUGCACACACAGAUGGAAGAGAUUAUUCAAGUGAGGGAAAGUUUGUUGACUCAAGUUGAGCAGUUGAAGGAAAUUAUCGGAUCUAAAGACAGUGAACUUGUCGUGCUCAAAGAACAAAUGAAUGAAUAUGCGAAGAAAAAUUAUCAAUAUGAAGAAGAAAUCGCACAGCUCAAUUCUAAAUACUCGGCAGCAACUGAGUCAAGUUCUGACUUGCACACACAGAUGGAAGAGAUUAUUCAAGUAAAGGAAAGUUUGUUGUCUCAAGUUGAGCAGUUAAAAGAAAUUAUCGGAUCUAAAGACAGUGAACUUGUCGUGCUCAAAGAGCAAAUGAAUGAAUAUGCGAAGAAAAAUUAUCAAUAUGAAGAAGAAAUCGCACAGCUCAAUUCUAAAUACUCGACAGCAACUGAGUCAAGUUCCGACUUGCACACACAGAUGGAAGAGAUUAUUCAAUUAAAGGAAAGUUUGUUGUCUCAAGUUGAGCAGUUAAAGGAAAUUAUCGGAUCUAAAGACAGUGAACUUGUCGUGCUCAAAGAACAAAUGAAUGAAUAUGCUAAGAAAAUUAGUGAUUAUGAAAAUGAAAUAUCACAAUUGACUUUCAAAUACAACGAAAUCAACAAUCAAAAUACAAGACUGCAGGAAUUGAAUUCAGAUUAUAUGCAUCAAGUAUCCAAAUUAGGUGCUGAAUUAACAAAUAGUCAGUCACAAAAUUUAUUAAAAGAGGAAGAAUUUAAGAAUCUUCAAAAAGAACUUUCACAAAUAAAUGAUCAAAUAAAACAGAAAGUAAAGGAAUGUGAGGAGCUGAAAAUUAGAUAUCGACGUCGAUCUGAGGACAAUGAGCGUAAACAUAAUGAAUUAGAGAUGGCAAAUACUAAACUGUUGCAAGAAGUAGGGGCAGCAGAAGCGAUUAGAACAUCCAUUGAAAACGAUCUAAAGAAAAUGAAGGAAGAGUAUGACCAAAUACGUGAUUAUAAUAAGUCAUUAAAGGAAGAAAAUAACAACCAUGAUAUGAAGUACACAAUUCUUGAUCAGAAGUAUAGUCAACUUAGUGCUAUUAAUUUGAAAUUAGAAGAAAAGGUGAAAGACUUAAAGAAAAUAAUUGAAUCUAAAAAUAACGAAGUCAUAAAGAAGCUCGAGAAGGAAAUAAUUGAAUUGAAUGCAAAGCUAUGGAAAAAAACGACUGAGAAUGAAAGUAAAGCUGCAAUUAUCAAAGAAUUGAAUCAAAAGUGUGAACUGUUGGUAAAAGAAGUGGAAGAAAAUCAAUUAAAGACUAAAAAAUCUUUCAGUCCACCGCAUCGUCGUAGCGAUGAAAAGGAACUGUUUGCUCCUCAGCAUAUGCUCAAUGUUGACUCAAGCACACCUUCUCGUACAGUGAAAUCAAAUAUUGAAAGGAAAACUCGUCGCCAAAGCGUUUAUGAUGAAAGACGUGAUUUAUCAGCAUGGGAACUGAUACAAUCUAACUCAACACAAACAGAUCCUGUCGAUAAACUGUGUCGCUGUGAUGAACUUGAUGAAUUAAUUAAGGAAUUGAGAGUUGAAUUACGUUUUCGUGAUAUUAAGAUUGCAAACAAUCAGAGAAUGGCUAACAUUAAUAUUUAUAAAUAUCAAUUGGAAGAUGCUAAGCUGGAAUAUCAGAAAGAAAAACGAGAAAAUAAUAAAUUAAGAGAUAUCAAAGAAAAUCUAGAGGAAAAGUUGCACAGUGCUAAGUCCAAAAUUCAGGAGCUAGAAAGGAGCAAGCGAUCUUUAGAGGGCAUAUCUAAAAGUGCUCAAACUGAGUAUAAUGUUAUUCUUAAGGAUGAGUAUGAAAAGGUUGUUUAUGAAAAGAACGUGCUAGAGAAGAAGCUGAACGAAGUUAAGCUCCAAUUGAGCCAGGAAAAGAAACUCUCGGAAAAAGAAAAUUUAAGUCUUAACACAAGACAGCUCCAAAAUAUCCCUUCGAAUGAAAAUGACAUGUCUGAUAGAUCAAAUAGUAUAAAACUUGAUUAUGAUAUCUUGUCAAAUGAUUAUAAAACAUUGCAAAAGAAGUAUGAUACAGCAAAAAGAUUAUGCAAUUUAAGACAAGAUGAUUUAAAUAAAUUACGGGAUGAGCUGCAAAAUCAAACCUUAAUAACUGAGAAAAUGGUAACAAAAUACGAGAAGGCAAAGCAACUUUUAGAGAUUAGAAUGGAAAAAAUUCGUAAUUUACGCGAGCAACUUGGAGAAACUCAAGAUCCUAAAGAAUUUACUGAUUUCACUGCAACACACUAAUUUAACUUCGAUAUGAAUAUUUGUUAAAUUAAAAGUACAGUACUUAAGACUAAUCAUGUUAUACACAAGAAUGUAAUUAAAACAAUAAAAAUAUUUCAAAUCUUCAUUGUUUAUUGUAAUUAAAUGAUAAAUCGAGUAUGUUUAUUUAAAGGACUAAUAUUUCGUAACGGUUGCUGUUUAAUUCUUUUUCUUCAUAAGCUAUAUAACAGACUUGAUGACUUGGCUGUAAAACAAAACAAAUUAAAUACAGUUCGAUUUUUGUUGUUUCUUAAAAAACGUACUUGAAUUUUUCCACAAACUAAUGAUUCCUCGUACUUAUAUCUUCCUACAUAAAGUGGUUCUGAAUAAACUUCAGAGUAACCACAACGAAAAGCAUUUUGUGGAUAACUUCCAGAAUCAGCAAUGGCCCAAUUGGCAUCUCCUUCUGAGCACAAAAUCUCGAAAUCAUCUUUUCUGUUUGAAAC